Messenger RNA from Oryza brachyantha (malo sina), 1087 nucleotides. RefSeq lists its product as uncharacterized. Lineage: Eukaryota; Viridiplantae; Streptophyta; Magnoliopsida; Poales; Poaceae. The transcript has 2 exons. The record is from RefSeq and is a predicted model, not a curated record. Bases 134 to 820 code for a protein of 228 amino acids.
CACUCUCUCUCUCUCUCUCUGGUCUCAGCUCUGAGUUGUUGCGCUGUGGGCUGUGGCUGGUGGUCGGUCGGGGUCGGGGAUCAAACGGUCCCAGAGAUAAGCCCGCCCGGAUAAGCCACUGGACUCGCCGCCGAUGCCGCUGCUCCUCCUGCUCCCGCUCCUCGCCGCUGCCGCCGUGGCAUCACCACUCGCCGGCGGCGCUGCUGCCCCGACCCCGAUCCCGACGCCGUGGCCGGACCAGUUCCACGCGGUAGUCCUCACCAACCUGACGGAGAGCGGCGGCCGGCUGCAGCUGAUCGACCUCUACUACGACUGGCCCGGCGGCCGCAACCUCAACCUCAUCCGCGGCCAGCUCUCCGGCGACCCCACCUACGACGUCGAGUGGACCAACGGCACCUCCUUCUUCUUCGACUCCGCCUCCUGCCGCACCAAGCUGUUCCCCGUCGGCCUCCUGCCGCCCGACUGGCUCGUCGACGGCGCCGUCUACCUCGGCCGCCACGCCGUCGGCGGCUUCGACUGCCACGUCUGGACCAAGGUCGAUUUCGUCUGGUACUAUGAGGAUGUCGUCACCCACCGCCCUGUCCGCUGGAACUUCUUCAAUGGGAUGCAGCAGCAUGUGAUGAGCUUUGAGGUGGGUGGAGUUCUUAAGGACUCCAAGUGGCAGGCGCCGGCCCGCUGCUUCAGUGAUCAGGAGACCGUCGGAAUCGCUGGUGCCGCUACCGCCACCGGCAGGUUACAAGGUGAGGAUGCCAAGUUUGAUGUAAUGAGCAGCUUCCUCAGGUUUGUAGGAGCUCCAGCACAAGCCGUAGCUGCAGAAUGAACAUUACAGAUCCUUGACGAGAAUGUCACCAUCGGUGGCCUGCUCCACUCUUUUUUCUUCUUGGAUCCUGCUGUGAUUUGUAAACAUACGGUUCUGGAUUUCGGCAAUAAGAUGGCUAUGCGGUGAUUCUUAAACUUCUUUGAGUUUGACCCGCGCCAUAUUAUAAACUAUUUUAGAUUUGUCCUAAAUCAAACUUCUUUGAGUUUGAUCAAGUUUAUGGAAAAAUAUAGCAAUAUCUACAAGACUACUACAACAAAUUAGUUUCAA